Amphiprion ocellaris (clown anemonefish) is the source of this 3009-nucleotide messenger RNA. RefSeq names its product thrombospondin-type laminin G domain and EAR repeat-containing protein-like. The transcript is spliced from 13 exons. Gene Ontology annotation, biological process: signal transduction. Bases 297 to 2447 code for a protein of 716 amino acids. Lineage: Eukaryota; Metazoa; Chordata; Actinopteri; Pomacentridae. The record is from RefSeq and is a predicted model, not a curated record.
AGGUGCAGGAUUCUCCACACAGAUGAAUGGAUUUCUCUGCAAGCACAGAUGCUCUGGGACUUUCUACUUCUACUUUUUAAGUACGUGCGAAUCCUAGGUAGUCUGUGUAGCUUUUCUGACUUUUAAGGGAGUUUGUUGACAAGAUAUUUGUCUUUGGAGCUGAAAAGUCUUACUGGGAUCAAUAUGAAGAAUGUGCAGUUUUCAGGUGUGGAUUACCACUUAAGAUAAAAGAGAAAUACCUUCAGCAUGGAGCCAUUCUUAGCAGUCGACAACUGAAGCAAACAGACUUUUUUGCAAUGUCUACGCUGAUAUUUGUGCAGGUUCUUCUCCUGGGGUUAAAGGUCACUGAAGCCACCACUGACACAUGGAGACAGUGUGCAGAUUUGGUUCCCCUGGACCUUCUCUCUUUUGUCCUGGAGAGGGACACCUCCAGACUGGCACCAGGGGUGCACAUGGAGGAGGCCGGGGGGCUGAGGGGCGUUCAUUUCUCAAGCCCCGACUCCUCCGUGAGCUUUCCUUCCUCUCAGCUGCUGGUGAACUGUGACCUUUUUCCCAAAGAAUUCUCCAUGGUUCUGACAUUAAGAGUCACUCGCAAUGCAGCCAAGAGAAAUGAAUACAUCUUUUCCUUGAUGGAGCCAAGAAAUGUACAGAAAAGAGCAGUGAAUGAGAGGGAAGAGGACAGAGGGGCUACUUUGGAAAGGAAUAAAGAGCAGAGUAUCAUCGGAGAAGAACAACAGAGGGAGAAGAAGCAAGUCAAGGGUGAUGAGCAACAUGGACGAAUCAUUCUCGGACUAAAGUUGUCAGAAAAGCGUCUGCAUUUUGUUUUCAAAGGUCACGCAGGGGUUAUAAAGCACUGGGUGUUUCGAGGCAUCCAGCUGGCCGAUAACCAAUGGCACACCCUUGUUUUAGCUGUUGGUAGUCAUCACGUGAGGCUCACCGUGGACUGCAACUCCCCACUGGAAAUCAUUCCUUCCGGGCCUUUCCCUUCAGACCUCAACAUUCAGGGAUCCAGAUUCCACAUUGGCAGUCGAGGAAGAUGGAAAGGCUUGUUUUCAGGUUUGCUUAGACAGCUGGUUCUGGUGCCUGGUUCGGACGCCACCCAUCAAAUCUGCCCAUCCUCUGACCCCCACAUAGCAGCUCUGUCAGUACCACCGCGUCUCUUAGACCUGCCCGUAGUACGGAGUUCGAGUCAUAGACAUGGAGCUUCCUAUGACACAGAGGAGCGAGUGUCGGUGGGGUUGGAGAGGCCGUGCGCCGAGCUGCAUCAAGGCCAGCUGUGGUUUAAUCCGCUGAAAAAGGGCCUCUACCUGUGUGACGGCACAACGUGGAUCACCGUGUUAGAGGAUCAUAAAAGGCUGGACUAUGUGCUGGAACACCAGGUGCUCACCACCAGCUCAGAGACACAUGAUGUAGAGAUAUUCCAGGUACCUGGUGUCGGUCUGAUGGCAGCUAUGGCUCACCGGUCAACGGCCUUCGGUUCUGCUGUCUAUCUGUGGACCAAGAAAGGUUUCCAGCUCUACCAGAACAUCAGCACAUAUGGAGCGCUUGCUUGGAGACACUUCACUGUGGGCAAGAAGAUAUUCCUGGUAGUGUCUAACUCCGAAGGAGCGCCCGACAGCCGACUCAGCAGUGACUCAGAUUAUUCUGUAAUUUACAAGUGGAGCAAAAGAAGAAAACAGUUUGUGCAGUUCCAGACUCUAAAGACCCACUGUGCUCGAGACUGGGAGGCAUUUAGCAUCCAUCGACAUACUUACCUUGCUGUGGCCAAUCACAGGCAAGGUAACAAUAAUCAUACUAUCAACAGCGUGAUAUACAAGUGGAAUGGAUUAGCAAAGUCUUUUGAGGUCCAUCAGUUGCUGCCGACUUCAGGGGCCUACGACUGGGAGUUCUUCAUGGUUGGGCCAUACCAUUUUCUGGUGGUCGCAAAUGCAUUUGACGGAGUGACCACUUCUGUAGACUCUGUCAUCUACGUUUGGAUCAAUGGAAGCUUCCAGGUGUUCCAGACAAUUAAGACAUUCUGCGCCACAGACUGGGAAAUGUUCCAGAUUGGCAGCAGGGUCUUCUUGGUGGUUGCCAAUGGACACAGACUCCAUGGUAACGGACCGAGUCAGUACACCAUCAACUCCACCAUCUACGAACUGGACAUUGGUGGGCAACUGUUUGUCCGCUUCCAGGAUAUUGUCACCUACAGUGCAGUCGAUUGGGAGUUCUUCAGCCUCGGGGAGGAAUAUUUUCUAGUGGUUGCUAAUUCUUUUAACGGAGAAUCCUACUCUCUCAACAGCAUUCUUUACAGGUGGCAGGGAUAUGAAGGAUUUGUUCCUAUUCAUUGGCUCCCAACAAUUGGGUGCAGUGACUGGGAGUUUUUCAGCUCUAAAGGAGAGUCCUAUCUGAUCUACUCUAGCGCCAAAGCACCUCUCUCCAAAGUGUUCAUGCUUAAAACCUACUAGACAAAAAGAAAAGUGUGCACUUGGCUUUGUGUGCUAUAUUUGUAUGUUUGUGUACAUGCAUGUGUUUAUUUGUCAGUGUAAGUGUGUUGCUGUGUGCAUUUUUUUACAACCUUGCAGUGCAGAAAAGGUUUUGAAGCCAUCAUGUAGCAAGAAAUUUACAAAAUUCUAAUUCAACAACUACACAAAAUAAUGAAAAGAGAAAUAUUAUUAAAAUGUUAGCUACUCAGAAAUCUCCUAGAGGCUUUAGCUGGAGGAAUUUAGCACAGUGACUUCCCAUAUAGUGCUACUUUAACAACUGAUGUACCUCAUUUUAACACAAAUGUGAUGUAGACAAGAGAAAUAUGUCUGUUUGUGUGAAUGAAUACAACUCUAGCUUCCUCGAAAUAUUUUCUUUAAGAGUAUCUAAUGUUGAAAAAUGGAACAUUUUGUUUACUAACUGGAAUGUGUGUUCUCAUAGAAAAUAGGACUGAUUGUUACAUUUUGCCUCUGACUGCAUUUAUUAUACAUAAAAAGUGACAGUAAAUUAUUGAAAUUUAAAUAAACUAUGCUUAAUAUUGUGGCA